Vigna umbellata (rice bean) is the source of this 1819-nucleotide messenger RNA. RefSeq names its product cytokinin dehydrogenase 7-like. The record is from RefSeq and is a predicted model, not a curated record. Gene Ontology annotation, biological process: cytokinin metabolic process. Gene Ontology annotation, molecular function: FAD binding; cytokinin dehydrogenase activity. NCBI's taxonomy places the organism in Eukaryota, Viridiplantae, Streptophyta, Magnoliopsida, Fabales, Fabaceae.
UCAAAGGAUCAAACUCAAACGCUACUUCCAAAAGAGAGCAAAAAAAAAUUAUAAAUCUCUCACCAUGAUAGCUUACUUAGAACACUUCGUGCACGGAAAUGACACGGAAUCCAUGCCUAACGACGACGUUUUGGGCGUCGAAGGUUCGUUCCACUUCGGCGCCACCGCCGCCGGCUGCAAGGACUUCGGCGGGAUGAAAUCCGCGAAGCCGUUGGCGGUCAUACGCCCCGCCGAUGCCGCUGACGUGGCGAGGGCGGUGAAGGCCGCAGCGCGCACGGCGAAUCUCACGGUGGCAGCGCGCGGCAACGGACACUCCAUCAACGGUCAGGCCAUGGCAGAGAACGGGCUGGUCCUCGACAUGCGCGCCAUGGAGGACCGCUUCACGCUCCUUUCCCUCGACGACGGCUCCCUACACGUCGACGUCUCGGGAGGGGCAUUAUGGGAAGAGGUUCUUAAACGCUGCGUUUCUGAGUUCCGUCUCGCGCCACGCUCGUGGACGGAUUACCUUGGGUUGACCGUCGGCGGCACACUCUCCAACGCUGGCGUCAGCGGCCAGUCCUUCCGUUACGGCCCGCAGACCUCCAACGUAACGGAAUUGGAAGUCGUCACCGGAAAAGGCGAAACCUUAGUCUGCUCCGAAACUCAAAAUUCAGAACUUUUUUUCGCAACUCUCGGAGGGCUGGGCCAGUUCGGUAUCAUAACCCGAGCCCGGGUCCCAGUUCAACCAGCCCCCGACAUGGUGAGAUGGAUAAGAGUGGUGUACUCGGAAUUUGAAGAUUACACUAGAGACGCAGAGUGGCUGGUGACUAGAGAAGGUUACGGUUUUGACUACGUGGAAGGUUUCGUUUUUGUGAACAGUGACGACCCUUGCAACGGCUGGCCCACGGUACCCACGGGCCCAAACCAACGGUUCGACCCGGCUCGCCUCCCGUCGACGGCGGGUCCGGUUCUGUAUUGUUUAGAACUGGCGCUUCAUUACCGUAACGAAGACCACCCUUCCGCUGUUAAUAUGGAGGUGGAUAGAUUACUUGGACGACUCCGAUUCGUCGAGGGUCUAAAGUUCUCGCUGGAUGUGACCUACAUGGAAUUCCUGCUGCGUGUGAAUCGUGUGGAGGAAGAUGCAAGAGCCAACGGCAUCUGGGACGCACCCCACCCUUGGCUGAACCUGUUCGUCUCCAAGUCCCACAUCGCUGAAUUCGACCGUGAAGUGUUCAAGAAAAUCCUCAAGCACGGUGUUGGUGGCCCCAUUCUAGUCUACCCCCUGCUGCGAUCCAAGUGGGAUGCUCGACACUCGGUAGUGGUGCCGGAUAGCAACAUUUUCUACAUUAUAGCCUUGCUCCGAUUUAUUCCACCACCACCAAAGGGACCACCCACUGAACUCUUGGUGGAACAAAACCAUGAGAUUAUUCAGCUCUGCUGCAACAGAGGCUUUGAUUUCAAGCUCUAUCUCCCUCACUACCAGUCACAGGAGAACUGGAUGCGACACUACGGAGACAAAUGGACCACAUUCCUCGAGAGAAAGGCCAAUUUUGAUCCCUUCGCUCUUCUUGCACCUGGACAGAAAAUUUUUUCCCGAAUCCCUCAACCCUUGCCCAUCACAUAAAUAAAUAAUUAAUUAAAUAAAUAAACACUCUUAAUUAAUAUAUUGUUUUUCUUUCUCUCAACAACCCAUUGUCAUCAUUUUCUCUUCAUUCCAUUUUUGUUUCUUUUUCCCCUCCCUCCCCCCUCCUUUUUCUUCUGUCACACCGUUGUACCCAUAUUGUAAAUCAACAUUUUGGGGGUGAAAUUAAUGUGAAUCUCGAUCCUUUUCUGCUGUUAA